This is a messenger RNA of Fomitopsis serialis, 918 nucleotides long. RefSeq lists its product as uncharacterized. Bases 239 to 673 code for a protein of 144 amino acids. The transcript is spliced from 2 exons. NCBI's taxonomy places the organism in Eukaryota, Fungi, Basidiomycota, Agaricomycetes, Polyporales, Fomitopsidaceae. The record is from RefSeq and is a predicted model, not a curated record.
GUCACACCAUCACUGCAUGUUUCCAUAGACCCUAAGUUGUUCCGACCUCAAUAUGCUCAAUCUGGCUUCACCAAGGCCUCACAGAGCGCUGAUGAUGGCGGUGCACUGAGCCUCUACGUCACGGUGUACAAACUCGAGCGACCAUGAUGCUGCAGUACACAGUCUGCGUCAUCGCACCCUGUCCCGACUCACAGUCUUGGCUAGAUAGCACAUUACACACAGUGCAGUAUCCCCAAAGAUGUCAUUGUCCGCGACCAAUUCAGUACCACCGCAGGUCCCCAUCCCCGUAGAUCAAGAGACGCGUCCAUGGCCCUACGACACGGCGCGGUCAACCGGGACGUCAUGCACGCCCCUCCUCGCUGCCAUCCUCGCCGCAGACACGCACAACAUGGUCGCCAGCGGGCCCGGCUCGGACUUCCGCAGCGUCGAGGAGCACAUCCGCGGCGUCCGCCCGUGGCUGGACGCGGAGGACCGCACGCUCAAGAGCCUCGUUUUCUGGGUGUACCCUGAAGGCCUAUCGGGGCCGUACCACGAGACGGAGGACGGACAGGUGAAAGAGCACGGGCUGCUGGUGACGAUUGAGCGGGGGACGAAGGUGGCGGAUAUGAUGGAGGCGGUGAAGGGUGCGUUCGUGGAGGAGGGCACGGCGCAUGUGCACGUCCCUGCUGUUUGAAGGGGGCCGUGUGCGUAUCCCCAAUGAACACAGAAAGCAGGUGCGAUGUAGCAUGUUCGUUGAUACGAUCUCAUCCAUCUUGUCAGUUGUUGCAUGUCAGCGGUACUUCGGUGCCAUGAUAGGGUCCAGCAGCGCAGCGACCUGCUCGUACACAGUGAACAGGAUCCCUCCACUAAAUAUCGUCCUCCCGAGCCUCAUCACCGUCCCGCGCCAGAGCCCCCUCACGCCGUCGUCCGCCAGUAUAC